UUGGCCUAGCCCUCUAUAAAAACCCAAAGCAUUGGCCGGGCUCAGACCAGGCCUCGGGCCUUCCAACUCGACGGUCAAAAUCUUCCCCGCGGCUUUUCCCGGUUCUCUCCUCAGCCCGCGCCAUGGCUGCUCGACGGCCCCAAUGGGCACCGGCCACCACCGCGCUCCUCCUCUUCCUCCUCCUCGCUGCGGGAGCGGCGGCGGGGGAGCGUAGGGAGGUGGUGACCUCCCCGCGAGGCGCCGUGGCGGCGGACGACGGGCGGUGCUCGAGGAUAGGGCGCGACGCGCUCCGCGAUGGCGGCAGCGCCGUGGAUGCCGCCGUCAGCACGGCGCUCUGCCUCGGCGUCGUCAGCCCGGCGUCAAGCGGGGUCGGCGGCGGCGCCUUCAUGCUCGUCAGGCUCGACGACGGCACGGCCGUCGCGUACGACGCCCGCGAAACCGCGCCCCUCGCCGCCUCCAAGGACAUGUACGGUGGCAAUGAGACGCUGAAAGCAAAGGGUGCACUCUCCAUAGCAGUCCCAGGCGAGAUCGCUGGCCUGUACGAGGCAUGGAAGCGCCACGGCAAGCUCCCAUGGAAGCGUCUCGUCAUGCCAGCAUCCAGGCUUGCGCUGGCGUUCAGGAUAUCUCCCUACCUGCGGAUGCAGAUGGAGGCCACCAGAGACGGCAUUCUUGGCAACAGGGGGAUCCGAGCCGUGUACGCCCCGGACGGGGACAUCCUCAAGGUCGGGGACGUGUGCCGCAACGUGGAGCUCGCGAGGACGCUGAGGGCCGUCGCGGAGCACGGGCCGAGCGCGUUCUACCAUGGUUCGGUUGGCGCUCAGCUUGUGAAGGAUGUCAGGGAGGCUGGGGGGAUCAUAACGAUGGAGGAUCUGAAUAAGUACCAGGUCAAGGUGCGGCGGCCGCUGUCGGAAAGCGUGAUGGGGCUUCAGGUGGUGACUAUGCCUCCGCCGUCGGCCGGUGGUGCCGGGAUGAUGCUUGUUCUGAACAUCCUUUCACAGUAUGGAAUUCCUUCUGGUUUUUCUGGCUCUCUUGGGAUCCAUCGCCUUAUUGAAUCCUUCAAACAUUACUUUGCCGUAAAGAUGAAUCUUGCCGAUCCUGACUUUGUGAAUGUUAGUGAGGUUGUAUCUGAUAUGAUGUCCCCCAAAUUUGCUGCUGAGCUGAAGAAAACCAUUUACGACAACAUGACAUUCGACCCUAAACAUUAUGGUGGAAGGUGGAACAUCCUUCAGGACCAUGGAACCAGCCACUUGUCCAUCGUCGACAGCGAGCGAAACGCGGUUUCGAUGACCAGCACCGUCAACUCGUACUUCGGAUCCCUGAUCCUGUCCCCAAGCACAGGCAUUUUGCUCAACAACGAGAUGGAUGACUUCUCCAUGCCGGCGAACACGUCUGCCAAUUCUCCACCUCCAGCUCCCGCCAAUUUCGUCAGCCCUUUGAAACGGCCGCUCUCUUCUAUGGCUCCGACCAUAGUCCUCAAGGAUGGCAAGCUGAAGGCAGCAGUCGGUGCCAGUGGUGGCAGCAUGAUCCCUGCUGCAACGAUCGAGGUGUUCCUGAACCAUUUCGUCAAAAGCAUGGAUCCAUUGUCGUCUGUCAUGGCGCCAAGAGUGUAUCACCAGCUGAUCCCGAAUGUGGUCCAGUACGAGAACUGGACGACGGUGAUCGGCGACCACUUCGAGCUCGACGCCGCGACGAGGGCCGACCUGCAGAAGAGAGGCCACGUCCUCAAGCCGCUCGCCGGGGGCACCAUAAGCCAGUUCGUGGUGCACAACGUCGAGCACUACGGCGACCUUACCGCCGUGAGUGACCCGAGAAAGGGAGGCUUCCCGGCCGGUUACUGAAAACAGCUCGAUGAGCCACACGAGAUUCUUGUAUUUGUUCACUGAUAAAGGACGCAACUGAAAAAAAAAAUGUUAAAAUGUGUAUUAGUUUAUAUGUGAUGAGUGAUUAAUAAGAUUAUCA
Messenger RNA from Phragmites australis (common reed), 1959 nucleotides. Its product is annotated as glutathione hydrolase 1-like. Bases 123 to 1838 code for a protein of 571 amino acids. Gene Ontology annotation, molecular function: glutathione gamma-glutamate hydrolase. Gene Ontology annotation, cellular component: plasma membrane. The record is from RefSeq and is a predicted model, not a curated record. NCBI's taxonomy places the organism in Eukaryota, Viridiplantae, Streptophyta, Magnoliopsida, Poales, Poaceae. The transcript is spliced from 7 exons. Gene Ontology annotation, biological process: glutathione catabolic process.